Molecule: messenger RNA, 2966 nt
Organism: Melanotaenia boesemani (Boeseman's rainbowfish)
Lineage: Eukaryota; Metazoa; Chordata; Actinopteri; Atheriniformes; Melanotaeniidae
Gene: ano7
Product: anoctamin 7
Biological process (GO): calcium activated phospholipid scrambling; chloride transmembrane transport
Cellular component (GO): plasma membrane
Molecular function (GO): chloride channel activity; protein dimerization activity
Source: RefSeq, a predicted model, not a curated record
CCCAACACAAACAGCUGCUGCUGCUGCUGAGGAGGAGAGUUGGAGCUUCACCUGGGCCGUUACCGUCCGCACGCACAGCAGGGGGAGGACGACGAAGGUGUGGAGGAUGAGGAGGAGAGGGGAGCCGAAAGAAGACGGCGCCACACUCAUCGCCAUGGAAACAAACUAUGGCAGCAUCACCAAGAAUGCACCUGUGCAGCCUCGGGACAGGAAUGUGUUCCGUGAUGGAGUCGCUCGAGUUGAUUUCGUGUUGGUGUGGGAGGAGCCUCGGAGCUCUCAUGAGGAAAGCCCCGCCCACCGGAAGUGGAGGGAGGAGUUUCUGAGCAGGCUGAGUCAUGCUGGACUGCUGCAGGAGCAGAGGGAAGUCCUCCAGGCCAAGAAGAGGAUCUGCUUCGUCCUCCUCAGCGCGCCAUGGAGCGUCCUCUGUUACUACGCUGAGGAGAUCUGUCUCAGGGUCCCCCUGCAGGUGGUCAACACUUCAGUGGUGAACUGGUCUGAAGAGAUCCUGUCCAAGCUGUCCCUCCCCAACCCCCUGUCCCAGGACGUCCCCAGUCCACCACCAGACUUCUACACCUGUCAGUUCAGGACCAACAAGCUGCAGAGGUUUCUGGGCAGCGAAGACAAAGAGACGUUCUUUAAGACGACCCAGAGACACCAGGUGCUGUAUGAGAUCCUGGCCAGAACUCCCUAUGGUUCGGUGAAGAAGGGAGAGGUGGGAAUCGACCGGCUGGUCAGUGAGCAGGUCUUCACUGCUGCGUAUCCACUGCAUGAGGGUGACUUCCAGCUGCCGACCCCCCCCACCGCUCCUGAAUCUUUAGUACUGAGACAGAUACUGUAUGCGUACUGGGCCAAGUGGUCCUGCUGGAGACAGUACCAACCUCUGGACCACAUCAGAGAGUACUUCGGGGAGAAGAUUGCACUUUACUUCGCCUGGAUCGGGUUCUACACCGGCUGGCUCUUACCAGCAUCUCUGGUUGGGACUCUUAUCUUCCUGGUGGGCUUCUAUCUCGUGGCUUCUGAUGUUCCAACGAAGGAGGUGUGUGAGAGUGGAGACACCUUCAUCAUGUGUCCUCUCUGUAACAUCUGCUCUUACUGGAACUAUUCCAGCAUCUGCACCACCUACAAGGCAGGUCUCCUGUUUGAUAACGGAGGAACGGUCUUCCUCAGCAUCUUCAUGUCUCUAUGGGCCGUCACCUUCCUGGAGUACUGGAAAAGGACCUGUUCCACCCUGUCCCACCGCUGGGACUGUUCCGAAUUCCAGGACAUCGAGGAGCGACCUCGUCCAGAGUUUACCGCCAUGGCGCCGAUGACCAUGAGGAACCCGGUGACCGGAGCAGAGGAACCUUACUUUUCCGAGAAGAAAAGAUUCAACAGAAGUAUGACAGGCUGCAUGGUCAUCAUCAUCAUGAGCGCUGUGGUGCUGAUGUUUCUCAUCGCCAUCAUUUUAUAUCGAACAAUCCUCAGCAUCAUCAUCUACAAGUCUGAGUACAGCUUUUUCAACAUUUCAGCUGGGAGGAUAGCCAGUCUUUCAGGAUCAGUGUUGAACCUGCUGGUCAUCCUCAUGUUGUCCAGAGUGUACAUCACACUGGCCGACAUCCUCACCCGUUGGGAAAUGCAUCGCACCCAGACCAAAUAUGAAGACAUGUUCAUCCUCAAAGUUUUCAUCUUCCAGUUUGUCAACUUCUAUUCGUCUCCAGUUUACAUCGCUUUCUUCAAAGGCAGGUUCGUUGGUUACCCUGGUGACUACAACACUCUGUUUGGAGUUCGCAAUGAAGAUUGUGGGGAAGGUGGAUGUCUCAUUGAACUGGCUCAGGAGCUGCUCGUCAUCAUGGUGGGAAAACAGCUGAUCAACAACAUCCAGGAGUUCAUUUUCCCGAAGUUGAUGUCCUGGUGGCAGAAGAGGAAGAUGAGUCCUCAACUAAAGGAAAAAGAAGAGGAAGCUGGGAAGGAGGAAGAGAUUUCUCCCUGGGAGUCGGACUACCAGCUGCUGGUCUGCGAGGGCCUCUUCAGUGAAUAUCUGGAGAUGGUGCUUCAGUUUGGCUUCAUCACCAUCUUCGUGGCGGCGUGUCCUCUCGCUCCUCUCUUUGCUCUCAUCAACAACUGGGUGGAGAUCCGUCUGGACGCCCAGAAAUUUGUGACUGAAUAUCGCCGCCCGGUGGUGGAGCGAGCUCAGGACAUCGGCAUCUGGUUUCCCAUCCUGCAGUUCAUCACACACAUGGCCGUCCUCAGCAACGCUUUCCUCAUAGCUUUCACCUCCAACUUUGUACCUCGUCUGUAUUACCGCUACACCAGAGACGACACGCUGAGCGGCUUCAUCAACUUCACUCUGGCUACAUCACCACAGAGCUACAACCAGCACCACAACAUGUCCUGCAGGUAUCGGGGUUUCCGGGAUGAGAACGGUCAGUACCUGCCGGAGUACUUCCACCUCCUCGCUAUCCGGCUGACUUUUGUCAUCAUCUUUGAGCAUGUGGUCUUCUUCAUCGGCCGUCUGAUUGACAUGAUGGUUCCAGACAUCCCUGAAGAGGUGGAGAUGAAGAUGAAGAGGGAGCACUACAUGGCUAAAGAGGCUCUGGCCGAGAACCAGUCGUUGGGGAAAACCAUGAUUCCAGGUGAUGAGACGGUCCCGUCAGGUGACCUGCGACAUCGUGGAUCCAGGGUCUCACCCCCGCAGAGCGACUCACCUCCACCAGCCUUGAAGGAGAUCCCGGAGGAAACCGACCAAUCAGGAAGCUGCAGGGAGGAGCCAUGAUAUGUAGCCCAUGCAGGACAAUAUGAGACCUUCAGACCUUGUUUCCAGGUUUUACAGCAGCUCUACAGCUACCUGUAACUAACAAGCGUAGCUCCUGUAGACCACACGCCCUGAUUUUAGCUCCUGUAGGUUGUUUGUGGAUCCUUUUAUGACUACAUGAUAAAACCAAAUGAAAAUCCUGUUAAAUGAAUUCAGUGUAAAUAAAUUUCUUACA